CUAUGAUCAAAUUGAUCACUGUCGAAAACGAGAAUCUCAAAGGCCCCGCCUUUAAUUCAGUAAAUACAGUUCGUUUGGAAUUACCGAAAUGAUAUUAUUAUAAGAAACACAUUUAGAUAAACGAGGCUGCGGAACACAUCAACCAUGGAUACAUAUAAGUUGAUUUGUUUGUUCGUGAUAGUGUCCCAGGCGGCAGCGCUAUUGACAUCACCGCCAAGAAUCGUAAAGCAGCCUACAGUAGAGGAGUUGCUGUUCCAAGUUGCGCAGUCGGGGGAAGUGGACAAACCAUUCAUAAUUGAAUGUGAAGCAGAAGGAGAACCGGCACCAAAAUACCGAUGGAUCAAAAACGGCAAACCUUUCGAAUACUCGAGCUACGACACGCGAAUCUCCCAGCAGCCGGGUCGAGGCACGCUGGUCGUCAGCAAGCCCCGCGAUGAGGACCUCGGCCAGUACCAGUGCUUCGCCUACAACGAGUGGGGCACGGCCACCUCGAACUCUGUCUUCGUGCGGAAAGCCGAGCUCAACUCGUUUAAAGAGGCAGACGGCCCUCAGCAGACCAUCACCGCCCAGGAAGGCUUUCCUUUCAAGUUGACCUGUGAACCCCCAGACGGUCACCCCAGCCCCAAUGUUUACUGGAUGCUGCAAGGAGAUCAGGGACAGCUCAAAACCAUAAACAAUUCGCGAAUGACGCUCGAUCCCGAGGGUAACCUCUGGUUCUCGAACGUAACUCGAUUCGACGCUAGCAACGAUUACGCGUACACUUGUGCCGCCAAGUCCGUCUUCCGUAACGAGUACAAGCUCGGCAAUAAGGUGUACCUGGAGGUGCAGCAGACGGGUCUGUCGCCGGCACUGAAUAAGCAUGAGCCUGUCCGUCAGUAUACUUCUAGAAGGGUCGAGAAGGCGUGGCGCGGGAAGAAGGUCGAACUCUACUGCAUCUAUGGUGGAACGCCAUUGCCUCAAAUAGUAUGGAAGAAGAACGGCAGCCGUAUUCUAUCAUCUCAGCGCAUCACGCAAGACAACUAUGGAAAGACAUUGGUAAUCAGACGCGCUGGCUAUGAGGACCAGGGUACCUAUACAUGCGAAGUCAGCAACGGCGUCGGUACCGCGCAGACAUACUCCAUACAGCUCAAUGUUGAAGCUGCACCAUUCUUCACCGAGGAGCCGCAGUUCCAGAACCUGGCUGAAGGUGAGACGGCGGUGAUCAACUGCCGCGCGGGGGGCACGCCCGAGCCCCAGAUCUCGUGGGUGCACAACGGCAAGCCCAUCGAACAAGCGGAACCCAACGCACGUCGGCAAAUCACCGCCAACUCCAUCGUCAUCACUGACCUUGUGAAGAAGGACACAGGAAACUACGGCUGUAACGCAACCAACUCCAAUGGUUAUGUCUACAAGGAUGUCUAUAUUAAUGUGCAAUCGAUCCCGCCCGAAAUCAAGGAGGGCCCGGAGAACCUGACCAAGGUGGACGGCUCUGAAGCCGUACUCAAGUGCCGCGUGUUCGGCGCCCCACGACCCAUCGUCAAAUGGAUGCGCGACGACGUCGACGUUACAGGCGGAAAGUACAACAUAACGGCCGAGGGCGACCUGGUGAUCAGAGACGUGUCCUACACCGAUGUCGGCACAUACGAGUGCUACGCCAAGAACAAAUUCGGCGAGAAGUCUGCAUAUGGCUCCCUCACUGUCAAGAAGCGCACCGUGAUAACUGACAAGCCGGAUAACUACGAGGUAGCGGCGGGCUCCUCGGCCACGUUCCGCUGCAACGCGCACGCAGACGACUCGCUGCGCCUCGACAUCGUGUGGCUGAACGACGGACAGCCCAUAGACUUCGAGGCCCAGCCGCGCUUCCGCGUCACCAACGACCACUCCCUGCUCAUCUCUGACACCAGCGAGCUCGACUCCGGCGAGUACACCUGCAUCGCGCGCACCAGCGUCGACGAGGCGCGCGCACAGGCCACGCUCACAGUGCAAGAUAAACCCAACCCACCGGCACUGGACGGCGUCGAAUGUCACGAGAAAGUGGCCACCCUCCGCUGGCACUCGAUGGGCGACAACCGCGCCCCCAUCCUGCGCUUCUCCAUCCAGUACAACACGACGUUCACGCCGGACACGUGGGACGUGGCCAGCGACAACGUGCCCGCCAUCGACACCUCGUGGACCGUCGAGCUCAGCCCCUGGGCCAACUACACCUUCCGCGUCAUGGCCUGGAACAAGAUCGGGCCCUCCUCGCCCUCCGCGCACUCCGACGUCUGCACCACGCAGCCCGACGUGCCCUACAAGAACCCCGACAACGUCGAGGGCAAAGGACGCGAUCCCACCAACAUGGUUAUCUCGUGGACGAAAAUGCCUCAAAUCGAACACAACGGUCCCGGGUUCUACUACCUGGUGUCGUGGCGGCGCAACAUCACGGGACAGCCGUGGAACGACCAGCAGGUCACCGACUGGCAGGACACCGAGCUCAUCGUGCCCAACACGCCCACCUUCCAGCCCUACAGGAUCAAGGUCAUCGCCGUCAACUCCAAAGGAACUUCCAAUGUAGCCCCCGUCGAAGUUAUUGGAUGGUCAGGAGAAGACACCCCAUUGCAGGCACCCACCAACUUCACCUUAGUACAAGUGACAACCGGCACCACGGCCCUGCUCAGCUGGAACCCAGUGUCGGCCGAGUCCGUGCGCGGUCACUUCAAGGGUUACAAGAUCCAGACCUGGACCGACGGGGAGGAGGACAGAGUCAAGGAGAUUCUAGUGAAAGCCGACGCGUCAAGUGCUCUCGUAUCCAAGUUCAGGCCCUUUAAGAAAAACAAUGCGAGGAUCUUAGUUUACAACGGCCGCUUCAACGGACCUCCAAGUGAAGUUCUAAGCUUCCUCACUCCCGAAGGAAAACCCGGCACCGUCAAGUCUUUCGAAGUAUACCCCAUCGGAUCCUCGGCUAUGCUACUCAAGUGGGACAAACCGAUCGAAGAGAACGGAGUCUUGACAGGCUACAAGAUUUACUAUCAAAAAGUAACGGGAACCGCUCUGGGUCCGUUACAGGAGAGGAAGAAGGAAAUCGAUCCCAAAUUCGACCGCGCAAAGUUGGCCGGUCUGGAGCCCAACACUAAGUACAGGAUCGAAAUUAGAGCUAAGACGAAAGCUGGAGAAGGUGAAAAGUACUACGUAGAGCAAACCACUAAAGCCAUGGUUAACGCGAAGCCGGACAUUCCUGUCUUCGAGACUAUGACGGUGCCCGCUAAGGAGGGGACGGCUCAUAUCCUCGUACGUUGGAUACCUUCAUUGGAUGGUCACCCCGGCACACACUUCGUGGCGUGGUACAAGCUGAAGGGGCACCCCGACUGGCUGAAGACCAACGAGAUAACGGAGGACGACUACGUGAUAGUGACCGGCCUGGAGCCCGGGCAGGUGUACGAGGUGAAGGUGACGGCGCACGACGGGGAGUACUUCAGUACCAGUGAGAUCAAGGAUGUUGACACAACUAUUGACGGUCCGAUGAUACUGCGCGACGACAAGAUGGCGACAGCGGGGUGGUUCAUCGGCGUGAUGCUGGCGCUGGCGUUCCUGCUGCUGGUGCUGGUGCUGGUGUGCGUGGUGCGACGCAACCGCGGCGGCAAGUACGACGUGCACGACCGCGAGCUCGCGCACGGCCGCCGCGACUAUCCUGACGGCGGCUUCCACGAGUACACGCACCCACUGGACAACAAGUCGCGGCACAGCAUGAGCAGCGGCACCAAGCCCGGCCCUGAGAGCGACACCGACUCCAUGGCCGAGUACGGCGAGGGAGAGACCGGUCGUUUCACUGAGGAUGGAUCGUUCAUCGGGCAGUACGUGCCGGGCGCGCGAGUGUUGCCCCCGCCGCCGCCCCUCGCGCCUGCCGCCCCGCCCCCGCCCGGACCUCAGCCGCCCACAUACGUCUAGGCCACGCCCCCACACACACACACACACCACACUACAUAACUACUGUAUCUACAACAACAUUAUGUCACCUAGGAUAUAUUCCGAUAAGCAAGGCAAGGAGAAAUAAUUCACAGAGCCUUCGUUUUGGGUUAAAAAGUGAGGUACAGCGCCAUCUAUAGUUAUAGAAGUUAUGUAUGUGUGUAAUUAUUCAUCUCAAUUGUUGUUAUUUAAGAUGUUUGUGUCGUACUCGCAGCUCGCGAUGGCCGCGUUUUAGAGUCGGGAGUUUGAAUGCUUCAAGAAGUCAAUGUUAGUGUUUACGUAUGUAAGUUAAUAUCGUACACGGCCUUUUAUGAACGAGAAUCGACACGUCACAAGCGAAAUCAUUAACUGCCAACAUGGGUUUUAUUUAGGACCAAAACGUGAAAAAAACUCAUUAACUAUCAGUUUGAUACCCAAAAGCCUAGUAUCGGUAGUCUAAACUAUUGUUUCAACAAUUAGGAUUUUUUUUUCUUUACCUCCGUCAAUUUCGACUGCAUAUUUGAAUAGAUUCGAUCUGUAAUGUUGGUAAUAGAAAAAUAGAUUGUGUUUUUUUAUGAGACUGAUUUUAAGUAAUGAUGUAAAUUAGUCUUCAUAACUUCCCCGCUCGGUUCAGUAUCAAGCUUCUGUAGUUUUUGCCCUUUGACACAGCUUUAUAUAUUUAUAUAGGACAUUACAUAAACAUUUACAGAUAAUAUCAAAUCAGAAUAAAACUAAAAAAUUAAAAAAAAACAGUUAUAAAUUGGCAAAAGAUUAAAUAGCGUAAAGGGUUAAUUUUUUAUCAAAUUCGUUUGGUCAUUGUCAGUAAACAUCAAUAAAUAGCAUCUAUGCAUUCUGUUAAACAAUUUGUUAAAAAUAAUUAUGAAAAAAAAUAAAUCGUUUACUUACAUUUUAUUUGAUGAAAUUGAUAAAUGGCCGCUUUAGAUUGUAGAUAUGGUGUUUGCUGAAUAUCAAUUAUAUAAACUAAGGAUACGGUAGUUGGUGAACAUUUGAAAAUUAAGGAGAAGAUAUUUUUGUCACAGGAUAAUGUAUGGGAUUUAAAAGAUUUAGCUCUGGAAGCCGGUGGUCAGGCUAGUCUUACAGAUAUAAAAUAUUUCUACAUUAAACAGUAAUUUACUUUGAUUAUAAUUUCGCUAAUUAAUAGCGCGGUGAUUUGCAAAUGAAUAUUUUUUAUAUCAAAUGCAUAUCUAUAUGAAGUAAAUUUUGCUAUGGACCAUAAAUUUUUUAUAUCUAUUUAAAAGCUCGCUUAUCAAAUACAAUAUAAAUUUUCGAUAAAUAUAUUUCAUUACACGAAAAUCUGUCAAUAUUUCUAUAUUUAUCAUAUAUAUAAAAUUGUCAUAUUUUCAAAAUGGCUGCCGAUUUGAGUUUCGAUGUAACUCCACCUAUGUGUGGCUUGUGUAAUGAUAUUGUCAUCUCUUUCACUCUAAGAAGAAACAGAGACAAGAGAAAUGAAUAAAAUAUUUGUAUAUGUUCAUAGAAUAUGAUAUAUUUUUGUAAAGCAGACAGUUUGACCACCGCGCUGUGUUGGUGCUUUGCGGAGUUUGGCGGAGUUUGUAUUCGAUGUUGUGAUCGUAUUUAUAUCGUAGGCGCGUUCGAGAGCACGGCUUUUGUUGUUUAAACACACAAUAAUUUUACAUAAUACUGACAAACCAAAUAUCAAAAAUUGAUAUCGAGUUGACGAUAUACGAUUUAAGGAAAUUCGUCAUUAUCUUGAAAAUUUUCAUCGGAAUCUCAAUUUCUUAUAUACAUUACUCUUUUCAAUUUCCAUUGAUGUCAUUAUAUAAAUUAUAUCGUUAGAUAAUUCAUUUAUAGCAAUUAAUGCUUUGUUUUAGUUUUUAAACAUCACAUCUGUUAUAUAUUUCUAAAUCCAUUAACAGUCUUAUAUACACAAAUUGUGUGUUAGCUUACAUAAUAUUUAUAUAUAAUGUUCAUUAUUCUCUAAAAGCCUUACACCCGUGCGACAAAAUGUCUUAAUUGUAUCUCUAAUUAGAAUUAAGUCUAGAUUUUCGUGUUAACUAUUCUAUAGCUAACUUCGCUUUGGCAUUCUAUUAAAUAUAUAUUUUGCUUUAUAAAAUAUUAUCUAUACCUCGCUAACAGAUAAACUCGAGCAUAUGUUUGUCUGUCAGUGAACUGUUUGAUUUUAUUUAAGUAUUUGGUAUUCAUUUGUUCGCCUGAAAGGUGUCGGGUCCUAAGUACUGUACAUUCCACGCGGUCAAACCAUGUUGAUUUUAUAUAGAUAUGUUUUAUUUAUACGUUUCACUUACCUCGGCCAGAUGUAAUCUGUGAGCGGUGCAGAGACACUGGACUGCCGUGUGUGGACGGAAACCGAGGAAUUACUUCAUUAUUUAUUAUUGUAUAUUUAUUUGUCGUACUCCGAGCUGGGAGUGUUGUCCGGACCCUGCUGUCCCACUGAUACCUACAUUCACUGAUCUCUACAAAUGGAUAGGUCAUUGCUUAGAAAUGACAGAUUUUGCAUCGUUUCUAUCUCUAUUAUUAGUUCCAAUCUUCACCACCGAUAUUAACCUCAACCGUCAGCGCCAAAAUGGCGAAGAUCAUAUAGGCACAAAAUACCGUGGCUUAUAGCCUGUCCAUAUAUAGAGGUCAGUGCCUACAUUGCAUUAUAUUUGUCGAUGGCAUGUUAUCGUAGCCCCCUUAAGUUAUUUGUUAAGGAGUCUUUAUCAGCUCUAAUGUCUAGUAAGAAUUAUUAAUAAUAUAUGUAUUUUUAAUAUUAAAUACGUUAGGAGAGCCAAGUUCGAUUCGCGUCUAUUUUGUCGCUUCUUACGCCGACCCUGUUGAUGAUUGUGAAAUAUUUUUUUCUUGACUUUGUAUUUGUUAGCAUUUGAAAUGAAAAAAAAAUGAAAUUUGAUAAAAAAUUUGUGUAAUUGUUGACUACGGUGAUAUCACUGCCUUUCUCGAAAUUCUUAGAAUUAAUCAAGUGUUCAAUAUAACUCGCCGUGUAUAUAAAAUUGACUUAGUCGUCCGCUCGCCUCUGAUCAACUGAUGUACUGAAAUCAGGUCACUAGCACAAGCCUACAUUCAAAUACAUACUGCAUUCAAAUAUAUUGUUAUACGAUGUUCUUGCUCUCGAGAGCGGCAACAUUCGUAUUUAGUAGAUUUCCAAUUGACCGUAGCGUGUAAUAAGCUGAAAGUUUUUCUUCAUAGCUAAUAUUGUUGUAAUUGUAUUCUCACCCUUUAUAAAGCCGUAUGGAACCGGUUCAAAUUGUUUAUUGUGCUGUUCAAUGCAUUCAAUGUUAAUCUAUGGUAAAUACGGACGCUUCCUAACCAUCUCAUUUAUGACCAACAUAUUCUACAAUUUUAUAGUUUAUCUGUCGCAAAAAACCAAUGGCCGAAUUUGGCGCCAAGUUCAACCAUAGAUAUUUGUCAUAGAGACGUAACAGAAGCGUCCGUGUUGCUAACUUUUACUAAGCGAGCUUCUUAAUACUGAGGUGUUUUGUUAAAUUUAGAUGAUAGUUUGCAUUUAAAACAAGUUGGAACAUGACAAGAUGUGUGUUGACAUCAGAGAUCACGAAUUAAAUGAUUUACAAUUUUACUUUGGAUUAAGUGACGGUAAUUUAUUGUGUAACUAUGAUGGAUAUUUUUUUAUGUUGCAUAGAAAAUAAAUUUUAAGAAAUUAG
Messenger RNA from Papilio xuthus (Asian swallowtail), 7553 nucleotides. RefSeq names its product neuroglian. Gene Ontology annotation, molecular function: cell-cell adhesion mediator activity. Bases 145 to 3903 code for a protein of 1252 amino acids. Gene Ontology annotation, biological process: brain development; cell-cell adhesion; axon guidance. The transcript has 14 exons. NCBI's taxonomy places the organism in Eukaryota, Metazoa, Arthropoda, Insecta, Lepidoptera, Papilionidae. Gene Ontology annotation, cellular component: axon; plasma membrane. The record is from RefSeq and is a predicted model, not a curated record.